AUGGAGCCCGAACCUAUCAUCUCGGAGAGCCCUACGGUUGAUUAUAGCUCCACCGUGGACACAUCUCGUCCUUUCAGCUCCGUGAAAGAAGCAGUAGCUAUCUUCGGAGAACGCCUUCUUGUUGGAGAAAUAUACUCUCCAUCUCCAAAACCAUUCUCUUUCUCAGAAACUACUACUAGUACUGCGUCUGCUACUACCGCACCUUAUUAUUCUCCUUCGAAGCUAGAGGUGGAGCUUGAGAAAACGAAAACAGAAUUGAAGAUGUUGAAGGAAAGAGGGAGUGAAACAGAGGUAGCAUUGGCAACAUUGAAUGCUGAGCUUCACAAGAACAUGUCCAAAUUGGCUCAAGCUGAAGCUGCUGCAGCUGGAAAAGCAGCUGCAAAAACUGUGAGGUUUGAGAACAUUGUUGAGAGACAAAACAUUCAUAAUAAUAUUAAGGAAGGUGAAAAAAAGAUGAGGAAUUCACAAACACUGUCUGAGAUGAUUAAUCUUGGAGAAAAUGAUCAUCUUUUUGGAGGAGGGAAAAAGAGGUUUAAUAAUAAGAGCACUAAGCAGAAGCCUAUUAUUCCUCUUCUUGGUGAUUUGUUUUUCAAAAGAAAGAAUUCUUCUUCUACUAAUCACCAUAAUAAUCCUCUUUAUGCUUCUCCUUUUUAA
Messenger RNA from Trifolium pratense (red clover), 654 nucleotides. Its product is annotated as WEB family protein At1g75720-like. NCBI's taxonomy places the organism in Eukaryota, Viridiplantae, Streptophyta, Magnoliopsida, Fabales, Fabaceae. The record is from RefSeq and is a predicted model, not a curated record. The transcript is spliced from 2 exons. Bases 1 to 654 code for a protein of 217 amino acids.